Molecule: messenger RNA, 7925 nt
Organism: Mya arenaria
Lineage: Eukaryota; Metazoa; Mollusca; Bivalvia; Myida; Myidae
Product: low-density lipoprotein receptor-related protein 4-like
Exons: 28
Coding region: 196-5607 (1803 amino acids)
Source: RefSeq, a predicted model, not a curated record
UCCAAGAGCCGCCAUUAUUCUUCAUGCGGAUGACUCAGACAAUAUCGAUCAUCGGUAAUAUUCCGUAUAGCACAGAAAGCAGUUCUAAAAGGAUUGGAUGACUAUGACUGUUGUUUAAAUUUUCCUUAUUUGUAGUCAAUUUAAAAGACGAAGAAAAUGAUUUAAAGUGUGGAUUUGUGUGUUUAUUUUUUUAGAAUGGAUUAUAUAGUGAAGACGGCAGUUCUGGUGUGCGGGCUUAGCUUGUCUUUUGGCGCGGAACCGGUGUAUGUGUCGAAUGGCACCCACAUUGUGAGUUACUCACGUGACGGACCGGAAAUUAAGGCGGUGCUCGGACAGAGGGAUUAUCGAAUUGUCGGAUUAGCGGUGGAUGUUGCGAAGGGAUAUCUUUUCUGGUCGGAUAUAAGCCCUCGAUACCGGGGAGUGUACAGGAGCAAUCUCUAUGGAAACGAAGCCGUGAAACUUGUAGAUGAUGUUGGCGAGAUUAACGGUCUGACAGUGGACUGGGUGUCCCAGCAUGUUUAUUGGACGGACGCUGAGCGGCGGACGGUUGAGGUGUCGGAUUAUGAAGGCAGAAGUCGGCGCGUCCUUGUGUCAACCGACCUCCAGGCGCCCAGGGGUAUCGUCGCCUCUCCACUGUUCGGCUUCUUAUUCUGGGCGGACCAACGGAGCAAACGAAUAGAGCGGUCACUAUUGGACGGAACAAAACGCCGGACAUUGGUCAAAUACGGACAAUACUGGCCAAACCAGCUAGCUGUACAUAAUAAGAACAAACGUCUGUAUUGGGUGGAUGCCAGCGAACACGCUGUCAUCUCGUGCUCGUUGAGCGGCAAGCACGUGCGAGAGGAGGUCAACUACGGGGUUGUGGCGAAGAACGCUCCAGGCUUUGGGCUCUUGGUGUUCGGGAACACGGCCCUUAUCUCAACGUGGUUUAACACGGGGCUGUACUCCCUCCUUCUAGGCGGCAAGAAAUUGGUGUGGCAGCAAGAAGCUACAGGUCUAGGCACAAGGGACCUCUACAGCAUUGUCAGCCUGAAUCCGUCCACACAACCUAUGACGUACCACGUAUGCAUGGAAGAAGAUCGGGGCGGCUGCUCGCACCUCUGUCUGCCAUCAAGCCGCUCCCUGCACGUGUGCGCGUGCCCCACGUAUGGCGGCCUUACUCUCCUACCUGAUGGAAAGACCUGUGCAGUUCCCGAUGAGAUUCUUCUGACAGCGAGCGCGGCUGGCGGCACUGUUGGGUUUCUACCACUGGACGCCGGCCGCAAAUUGGAACCGGAUUUCACGGUUGUUGGUUCCUCCAGUCGGCCGUUCGCCGUCGGCUACGAUCCCGUCCGACAGACUGUAUACUGGAGUGACGGUGCUGACCGCGCCAUAUAUAUGUCAAGUCUGAUCGGAAGUGACCAACACGUGCUCCUGGACCAUACACACGGGCUGGGCAAAGUGUCAAGUAUACAGUAUGUAGCGGAGACGGGGUCCCUGUAUUUCCUUAACAUUGUUGGAGAUGGGUACGCGAGUUUGGAGCGAGUCACGACCCCCGGAGACAACAGUAGACGAGUCACCCUCGUUCGAAACUUAGAUAAACCUGUAGACUUUACAGUAGACGCAGAAAAAAGUGUUAUAUACGUAGCAACAGAUGGUGGUGAGCCUAAAAUUAUUCGCACAGACCUUGAGGGCGGUAACUUUAAAGAGUUUCGAUUAAAGGAUGGACAGACGCCCGUGGGUGUAGCCGCACGGGAGGGGGCGGUUAUUGUUGCUGUGUUACAGAACGAGGGUGAGGACAGACAGACAGUUCUGGAGGAGGUUGAUUUGGAUACGGGGACGCUAGUAAGCACUCCGCUACACAACACUUCCAUAUCUGACCUCAGCGUCGGACCGGAAGUACUGUACUUGACCGGAAGUGACGUAAUCAUGUACCUGAACAGCUCACACCCGGGUACCCUGUACCGGGGUUUCCAGGCUUCAGACAUUCUCUACACCAAAACUAGUGCCCAAAACUCUUCAGACGACAUCAUACAUGCCUGUAUGGGCUAUGGAUGCCCUUGUGAUCCAGCCAAACCCAAUGACCUGCCGUGCUCGUGUGGAACCGGGAGUGUCAUAGACACCAGAAAGGAAAAUACACACUGUUCUACACUCCCAGAUAACAUGCUGUUGUUCGCUGACGUCAACACAAUCAACUUACUUCCGCUGGAUAAUGACGUCAUGAGUAAACCACUUGUUCUGCAUUACGGUGACGUCGACACGCGCAUUGAUUCAAUAGCUUACGACAACCAGGGACACCUGUACUGGAAUGAUGAACUCACGAAUUCUAUAUUUAUGACGUCACUCCACAACAUAGAACCGGUGCUCGUGUACCGUGACGAGGGUCCCAUUUCUGGUCUCCAACUUGACAGCUUCAGGGGCCGCCUAUACUGGGUGGGAGAGUUGGGGUCAGACUGGUUUAUUGCCACUUUGAACCUCGAAAAGGGACUGCAGUCUUACAGACGAAUUUUAAAACUGCCUCACGAGAUUUCGACCCUUGCUUUACAUCCGAUUGGAAAAUGGCUGUACUUCAUUGAGAGGGACGGGGCCGGCGUCCGUGUCUCCUCGUGCAAAACAUCCGGGCGGCGAUAUCGUCAGGUGGUGACAGACGGGCUGCUGGCGCCCUCAAGCCUCCACAUUACGGACGACCGGAUGUACAUCGGCGAAAAUACAGGGGGAAUCGUGGUCUAUCGUAUCCAGGAUGUUGCCGUAGAAGAUGUAUACCUGCCAUCUACCGGUGUUUCCGGCUUACUCGUGCACAACAAUCACGUGGUAUUUUCGGAUGACGUUAUCGGUGAUGUCAAAUCUUACAGCAUGAUAACGAAAAAGGUUCAGGUGCUGGCUUCCGGUCUCCGGCGACCUGGGUCACUUUUGCUCAGACAUCCCAAAGACAUGGAUGGUGCAUGUGAAAAGGAGGGUGUCGUCUGCUCUGACAUCUGCGUUUCUAUGUUUCUGGACGACUUCCGGUGCACUUGCUAUAAAGGGCGGGAACUCGCCGGGGAUGGUUUCACUUGCUUAGAUACCGUUCAACCAACGUCUCAUGAACCAGUAGCAAGCUCAACCGACGUUGACGUAACCAGCACUGCAAACGUUAUCUAUCCCAAACCGGACGUCAACCCCCCUGAGUCACUUCCUCAAAACGAAACAACAACCAACAUUUACUCAUCUACAAACUUUAAACAAACGUUUAUUAACCCGGAAACGUCAUCAGUGAGCUCUUCUCCUAUUAUAACCGUCUCCACAGCAAUACGGGCAACGACGGCAGAAGAGUUUGAAUUAACUAACGGAACCACCGUUGCUGAUGAGGAGAACAAAGAAUAUUAUAACGUUACGUCUGCUGUUACUUCUAGAUCUACUGACGUCACUUCAGUUGUCACAUCCGGUAGUCCGGGGGCUGGGUCCCGACACAGCGGGGAGCCGCGACCGACACAGCCGACUGUGGCGUCCACAGACCAGCCGGAAGAGGCUACUACGUCAGAGGAAUGGCCACACGUGGGGCUUAUUGACGUUGAUCUGUAUGAUACUGUUAGAGCCGACUCGCUUUGCUUAUUCAGUAAAACUGCGAUCGCUCGAGGUCAUUGCAAGUCUGUCCCUGUUACAGCUUCCCCGUACUUUGAGAACUGUCCAGAGAACGAGACGAUCAUUGUUACCUUGCCGACGACCGACAGUAUCACAGAAAUCCCUAUCCGACCUGCAGGUUACUCCAGUGACGGAACUUUGCUCGCUGUGCACGGGAACUUUGAGAUGACCGACAACGGGUUUCUAGUGCGCUGGUUGGGAGAGCAAGAGGAUAGCCGCCAUGACGCCGUGUUUUCGGUGACGGACUCCCUGCAGCAGACCGCCAAGUGCCACUUCCGGAUAAUCCUUCAAGAUGUUGACGAACCUCAAUUCACCUAUUGCCCAGACACAGUUAAGGUUCGCACGGACCAGAUAAGCGCCCUUGUGAACUGGACCAUUCCGGAAGUGAGAGACAACACGGGCCUACGACUGGUUACAAGCUCCAAUAGCCCCGGGAACCACUUCCGGCCCGGCGAGCACCUCGUAAAUUACACGGCGGUAGAUUACGCCGGAAACAAGGCGUCUUGUCUGUUCUCCGUUUUUGUCCUUCAUGACACGUUCUGUAACCUCCCGCCAAUCGAGCAUGGGGGCGUUAUCUGUAGCCAUGGUGACGAGGUCCACGGAGACUGCCGGGUAAUCUGUGAGGGCGGAUUCGCUGUGAGCCCCCUCAGGGCUGUCCGCAGAGUCUUCAACUGUAAACGUGCCGAGGACGUUGACGCUGUAAGAACGGCGGUGGAGAAGCAUCAAGCCUGUAUCAAAAAUGAUUACCCUUCGGUUCUCGCCCAAGAGUACCGAGUAGUCUUCAAUGGACCCAUUCACCAACAUAAGGAUGAGAUUCAUGACAACUUGAACAUGGCCAUAUCAAAUCACCUGAAGCGAGAGGAAUUGUGUGACACAAAAUAUUGUAACGUCACAAACAUAACAUUGCGCUGUGACGUGGAGAGUGACGUCAUAUACAGCAGCAAUGUCACGUGCUUAGAUGAACAGAACAGAACAGAGUUCUUCAUCGUCUUCAAUGUUUCUCUACGAAAUGACACGAAAAUCCAGCCGGAAGUAGAUUUAAACAGGCAGCUUGAGCGAAUCGAGCUGGAGGUGCUGUCGCUCACGUCCGUGUUGCACGUGCAAGUUGAGGGUCACAUGUUCACCGCCAUCCCUGACAGCCUGGUCAGCUCGCCUCCUGUGUGGGCAUGUCCCCCUGGCCGAGUACCGGAAAACGGCAUCUGUAUUUCGUGUCCGCCAGGGACUUUUCACAACACCAGCAGUGGGGAGUGUGAAUAUUGCAGUACGGGCCGCUAUCAGCCCGCGAGCAGUCAGAUCGCCUGCCAAACGUGCUCACCCGGCCGCCGUUCGCCGCCGGGCGCCAUUUCCUCGGAACAAUGUCAUAUGUUGCCUUCCAUGGAUGAGAUGACGUUGUUUAUCAUUGUGACCACGUGCUCGUUCGGUGUCGUCUUCCUUUGUAUGGCGGUGACGUUGUACCUCCAAUUCCAACGUCAACAGAAACGUAAUCAGCAGCCACCCAAUCAAAAGAAAACUAGAUACAAUAUCACGCCUAAUAUGUACGUUGCUCCGCCCCCAAUCCUGAAAUCAAAGCUUGACGAAAACUUCACUCACAGCGAGAAAACCUACAGUAUUGACAGGAAACAGCCGGUGAACAUCUUCUCAAACCACGACUACGAUGACCUGUCACAUUACAAGAGUGGCUCGCCUUUUCAACAUGACGUUCUCAGCAUGUUGCAGAGUGACUACUCACCCGGUGACGAGUUACCAACAGCGAAUUUAUCCCGCGAAAAUACAUUUUCAAACCCUACCUACUCCCCGCUAGGUUUUCACAGGAAUGAGAGAGGCUCGUUACAGCGCACCACACCCUCCCCCGGGCCUCAACGGAAGAUGUCACAUGACAGCACCUUUUCUAACCAAUCACCGCGCAUGGGACGGGCCUUCGGAACGCCAACAAGUGACACGCCCCUCAUCACCCAAUCACCGCUUUUGCGCAUGAAAUUGGCGGCGUAUAAUUUGAAUCACGAGGAUUGAAACACAAAACCUUUAGUGUUUUGAGCAUUCCAUAAUAUAAAGUUCUUUGAACGCGUUGAGCUGGUAUAUAUCCGAUAUAAAAACACACUUAAAUGUCAAACCAUUGCUUGCUAUUUGAUAAGUGUGGCAGUGUGUUACUAAUCAGAGUAAGUAUGCAUAAAAACGCUUUAAAAGUGUGGACUUGUUUCUAGUCACGUAAAUUAGAACCCUUUUAAGCAAAUAUGUGUUUCACUUUAAAAGAUUUUACUAAUCAUCAUCAGUACAUGUUCUAAAUAACACAUUAUCACGCAAGUUUGAAUAAUAAUUAAUACUUGUUAAUCGAAAUUGUAUAACGGGCAUGUAUAAUUUUCGGCUGAUGUUCAGCUGAUUUUUUAUUCUAUUGUUUUCAAAUGCGUACCUGUUUAACUAUAACAUAUAAAGUAUGAAUUUCGAGAAACAAACGAAAGAGUUAGCAGGAAAAAUGAGUUUAGUGAUAAAUAUUUAAUCACAUUAUUUUUUCCUAUCAUCACGUGAUUUGCUAUGUGGCAGGGACUAUUUUAAGAAAAAUAUCCCCGCGCGAAGGUUCGGUUAUCUAUCUAGUAAGCAUCUGCUACUUAAAUGUUCAAACUUUACAACUGGCAGAAAGUGUGAACAUGGUGAAUAUGUUAUCCGUCAAAUAAAUAAAAAAGCGUUCAAAUUAAAAUGCCGUUCACAUAAAAACGUACCUCCCGAAACACGUGUAGUAUUAUAUCAGUUAUGUCUCAUUCAUGUAUAGGAAACAUAAGUUAUUUUGUAAGUUAUUGUUGUAUGAAUUAUAAUGCAAAUGUAUGCCAUAUGCUUUACAUGAAGUAAGAUGUUUAUAUUUUGUAUAUGUAACCAUCACUGAGUUUCCAAAGAAAAUUGUGGUGUGUAAAUUUAUAAGACUUCACGGAGUGGCUUUGUUUUUUGUUUACUAAUUUAUAACUAUUGUGUGCAAUAUUACACUUGUAUUUGUGGUGUUUGAUUUUUGUGUAACUGAAAUUGAUGGAACAUCUUUAGAACUUAUUAUGUUUAUGUUUUUGAUCGUAUGACGAUCGCUAUAAUUAUGUGUAUACUAUAGUAACUAUUAACACAUGUUGUUCAUGGUUUAUUAGUCCUGGGCCCAUUUGCAUUAACGUAUUAAGUCGGAGUUUAAGACACUCAAAAUUCCUGUACCUGUUACAAAUAACCUAUUCUACUGGCAUACAUCUUUUUCAAGAAUUUAGUUUAAUCAUAGAUAGUUUAUACCAAUCUCAAAUGUUCCUAUAUUAUAGCAUUUUUACAAAAAUAAAUUUGUCCGUUUUUGAUUCUGAGCCUCAAGAAGAAAGUAAAUACCCAGCUACCAUCUUCACGAACGUCCUGAGUCUGAACGCAAAAUUGUUAUUACUCUUGUAUUGUAAAAAAGCUUCUGGGGAAAUUUGUUGUACAUGUGUACAAUAUAAGACAUGGUAAAAAUGAUCUCUGAGUCUAAGCUUCAAACGCAGACGCAAGGCGUUAGUGACUAUUGGCCUGGGUGACGUCAUCCACUGUGGUGUAGUGGAUAGGAUACUGAACCGGCAUUCCAGCGCACACGAGUUCGGUCAGUGUGGUGCGGCAGCAUGUUUUUACUGCAAUUUACCUGUAGUUUUAGGACUUAAUAUGAGUACAAACAUUUGAUAAUGUGCAAUAACAUAGAUAUUUGUAUAUAAAUGGUGCAACAAAUUUCUAUGUGACAAGACAUUUAUCAUUAACGAAGCACUGAGUAGUUGCAAAUGUCUGAAACUCUUUACAGUCUUACUGUGGCUUCCAAGUUUCCAGGUUUGAAGAACUAAAUUCUUUCAAGACAGUAUAAGAAAAGAAGAAACAUGUUGAAAAAAUGUUACGACAAAGAAUGGAAAAUGCAAUGUAAAAAGUUAAAUAAGAAAUUAAAAUACGCAUAUAAAUGUUAUAUUAACUUUGUCAGUUUGUGACUAUUCUCUCCAAAGUCGAACUAUAAUUGACGUUUAGUUUUUUUUGGAUAAGUUUUCUCUUUUUACAAUCGAUAUUUAAAGUACAUUUAAUCCAGGCCUACUUAGGUAUUAACACUACUCAUUUGUAUUAUAUCAUCGUCGGCAACCCCGAUACCAUAUUCCGUUUAGUCAAAGGUUAUAAGUCAAUACGACAGAACAGAACUGUGUACCGGGGUUAUCCGGCGCUGUUCACCAAUAUGAUCAUUGCGAUGUGUUACAGUGUGAUGUUUGUAUGUUUUGCUUAUUUUUCAUUGUUUCUAUAACAUUUUCAAAUACCAUUUUGUACAUUUUUCUUGACAUAAAAACAAUUUUAACAAAUAAAGAUGUUGUCUU